Molecule: messenger RNA, 631 nt
Organism: Owenia fusiformis
Lineage: Eukaryota; Metazoa; Annelida; Polychaeta; Sabellida; Oweniidae
Source: the annotation of a GenBank genome assembly
AUUCAUUUCAUCUUACAUUUUAAAUGGAAACAUUGCCGUCGAUGCGCGAUGUUAUGAAAACGUUGACUGAGAAAAUUUUAGCGUAUCAAAAUAAUCUCGAAGCGCUGUUGCCUAACUCAUUACAGAACUCAAAAACAAGAGAGCCGCUCUGUUGCAACCUAUAGGUAACCUAGUCUCAUCAAUAUUUGGUUUAGUGAGUAUGGAUAAAUUUAAAAUAUUGGCUUCUCAUGUCAAAUAUUUGGAAACUUUUGGAAACAAAUCAGCCGUCCGAUUUAACCAAUUUGAGAAUGAAUUGCAUGACUUCAUGGAAUUGUCGGAAAACCGCUCUACUAAUAUGUUCUCUAUGAUAAAUCAGAAUCACGAAUCCAUUAAUCAAUUGUUGAAUUACAUAAAUAAUACGGAUAUUAGGCUACAACUUGAUGAGAUGAAUAUUCGAAGAUUAAAAAUCAGUAUUGAUAAAACUACGGGAUUGAUGACAGCGUACUUUAAAUACCUAAGUCAAGUAAUAUAUAAUUUGAAAUUUGCGGAAUCAUGGUAUCACAGACACGUGCUGGCGAUUAAAAUGGCUAAUACUGGACGUUUAUCGCCGGAUCUCAUUUCGGCUAAUGAUCUAAAGAAAGCGCUGGAUAAG